Molecule: messenger RNA, 4598 nt
Organism: Aphis gossypii (cotton aphid)
Lineage: Eukaryota; Metazoa; Arthropoda; Insecta; Hemiptera; Aphididae
Product: zinc finger protein 883-like
Exons: 5
Coding region: 164-2290 (708 amino acids)
Biological process (GO): regulation of DNA-templated transcription
Molecular function (GO): RNA polymerase II cis-regulatory region sequence-specific DNA binding; DNA-binding transcription factor activity, RNA polymerase II-specific
Source: RefSeq, a predicted model, not a curated record
AUCAAGACAACUAAAGUACAAAAAUAGUUAUUUUUGGGCAGUUUAAGUAUACUUCCGCGAACGUGAAAACAGUUCCUGUGGUGUUGUCAGUUCCAAACUUGAAAAAAAAAGUAUACCUCUACUUCUUAAAUAUUACUAGUGAUCAAUAUUUUAACUGAACAAUAUGGAACAUUUAAAUUCUAAAAAAAAAAAUAUUCCUAAAUUCGAUAAAAUAUUAAGAGUAUCACUUGAAAGAUGUGAUGAUCUAUUGAAAUAUUAUAACCAACAAAAAAUCAAUAAAAAAAUUGUUCAAAAAGACUCGGAUAUCACUAUUGAUGAAGACAAUGCUCUCCAAAAAUUCAAACAAGAAAACAAUAAUGUUACGACUAAUCUUAUUCCUCAAAUAGAACAACACAAUAUUUAUGCAAAUAAUGAGCAAGGAGUUAUUCUCUCAAAUUCUUUCAAUUCUAAAGAAAACAAUGACUCCGCUAUCUGUAAUGAUGUAAAGUAUGAAGUUGACUAUAUUGAUGAUAUGGUAUAUUGUAGCACUGUUGAAAUUGAGCCUGUAAGUUCACAGUUAAUAUUAUAUAAUAGCAAGUCUAAAGAGAACAAAUCUUACUAUUGUUCUCACUGUAAAUCCACAUUUUCAACUAUUGAAGAUUUAAAUAAACACCAGGAAAUACCUCAUAACUUUCAAAUAUUUUCUAAACAAUUAUACGUGAAAAGUCAUAAUAAAACACAUGACCAGAAAGAAACUUUUAACUGUGAUUAUUGCAAUAAGGUUUUUAGUGUUAAAUCAAAUUUAACGGUGCAUAUAAGGACGCAUACCGGUACAAAACCAUUUAUAUGUGAUCUAUGUCAUAGAGCUUUUGCCCAAAAACAAAAUUUGAUGUGUCAUAUGAGAACACAUACUGGAUAUAAACCUUAUUCGUGUCCCAUUUGUAAAAUGAAAUUUUCUCAUACGUCAUUAUUAGAGUACCAUAAAUGGAAACACACUGGUAUUAAACCAUUUAAAUGUGAAAUUUGUGAUAGACAUUUUUCUCGAAAAUCAUGUUUAGUUUAUCACCAAAAACACUCCCAUACAGGUGAAAAAGUGUUUGAAUGUCAUCAUUGUGGAAAAACUUUUUAUCGAAAACCUUUUUUGAAGAAUCAUAUGCAAGUCCACAAUACCUUACAAUUAGAAGAAUGCCAUAUAUGUGAUAAAAAGUAUUCUCACAAAUCAAGUUUAAAUAGACAUAUGUUGAUCCACUCUGGUGAAAAAAUGUUUGAAUGUGCAAUGUGUAAAAAAGCCUUUUAUCGUAAAUUCAAUUUACGUGCUCAUUUAAAAGUUCAUAUGACAAAAAGACCUUAUGAAUGCAAUCUUUGCAAAUCAACAUUCCCUACAGCAUCAGAACUAGAAAUUCAUACAAAAUCUCACACUGUUGAUCGACCAUUUCAUUGCCAGCUUUGCGACUCGAGUUUUACAUUAGAAUCACUUUUUACAAUUCAUAUGAGAUCUCAUACUGGAGAUAGGCCAUAUCAGUGCCCUCAUUGUUUAGUGACAUAUGAUCAAAAGAAAAGUUAUUCUUACCACUUAAAAACUCAUAGAGAUCAUAAAUUGUACAAAUGUGAUUUGUGUAAAGCAACAUUUUUUCAAAAAAAUAAAUUAAUUGAUCAUAUCAGAUUACAUACUGGUGCAAAACCUUUUAAAUGCCCAGUUUGUGAUAAGAGAUUCACACAAAAAGAUUUUUUACAAUCACAUAUGAGAACUCACAAUAUUGAAGAAAAAUAUAAAUGUGAUAUAUGUGGAAUUUAUCUUACUCAAAAAUCAAAUUUGAUUAAACACAUUAAAACACAUCCCCCAUUCAAAACAAAUUAUAAGUGUAAAUUAUGUAAAGCAAAAUUUGUGCAUAAAUCCUCUUAUGUAUGCCACAUGAAAAUUCAUUCUGAAAAAAUUGUUUAUAAAUGUAGUGUUUGUGGUAUUUCAUUUCUAAUAAAAAAGAACAUGCUAAAGCAUGAAAAGAUACAUAAAAUUGAAAAGGCACUACUGAAAUGUAAUGUCUGUAACCAAUCUUUUCCUACAAAACUAGCACGUGUAAAUCAUGAAAGAAAAAAUCACACAGAUGAAGUAUUUCAAUGUUUUAUUUGUUAUAAAUUGUUUUAUCAAAAAAUACAAAUAACUCAUCAUAUCAAAUUGCAUAUGAAGAAUAUGUCAUCUGAAUGUCUACAUUGUAAAAAACCAUUGCUAAACAAACCUAUUUCAGUGAAGGAAUUAAGAGCCAUAACUGGAAGUAAAAUAAAUGUAUGUGAUUUGUGUUUUAUCAUCUUCUAAUCCAUUUGAAACACUAUUCGCUGAUGUAUAAAUUGAGAUAAAUUGUUACAUUAAUGUAAAUUUUUUAUAUUCUUUUAUCUGUAUAUUUUUUUAGUACUUACAUUUUUAUAAUUUAGUAUAUUCAAUCACAAUUUUUCUAAUUAAUUUAUUAUCAAUUGUUUUCAAUAAUUGUUUAUAAAUGGCUUAUAAUGGUGCGUUAUCAGACUACUGAGCACAUUAUAAUCAAGUUAAUUUAUUCAUUGUUUUUAAUUUUAAUUAACAGCAAUACGGAAGAUUAAAAAUUAUAUUACUAAGUUAUCAUUGUUCAUGGUCAACAAUAAAACCAAUUCUUGAUAAAUUUUGCUUUUAUAUUAAAGUUAAAUUAUAUUUAGCCAUCAGAAUACUUAUACAAUUAAAUUAAUUAAUAUUAAUAAUUAAGACUGAGAUUUUAAUGCAUGGAAAAUUAUCUAAAAUGUUUAGUAUGUAAAAAACUGCAAGUUUAAAUAAUUAAUAUCGCCAACUUAAACAAUUUUUGACUUUUCAACUUGCAUUUUAAAACAAAAAUAAUUAUAUUGCUUAAGAAUCCAACUUUUAAUAAAUAAUGAAGAUCCAAAUUGUGUCGUUUUUACAUUAUAAUAUUUAUUAUCCUUAUUUUAAUUUUCAAAUGGUUUUACUACUAAGAACAUUAGUUUUAUGGUGUUAAACAUAUAUACUGGGAUAGAAGUAUUUUCAAAUAAAACAUGAAAAUGAAAGCUAGGAAUAAUAAACUAAAACAAUGAUUGUAACACAUUAAGAAGAAUAUUACACAAUAAUAGGUAAGAUUAUUCUAUUGAAGCAACAAGCAGAACAGUUUAAAAUAUGACAAAAUAAAACCCUGAUUGUUGUGUAUUAAUUAAAUACUAUUUGAAAAUAACACAAUCCAAUUUUUGGGAAACAAUAAAAAAAUAAUUUUUAUUAAUUAUUAUGUAAGAAGUUGUCUAAGCCAUAAGUGUUGUGGCCCAAACAUAAUGAUAUUUAGAAUGGAACCAUUCCCUGUGUAUCAUUAAAUAAGCCAAUUAUUUAAUUGAUCAAUCACCUAAAGACUUCUUUUGAAUACACCAUUUGCAUACUAUAUGAAAAUUUUUCUUUUGAAAUAUAUUGUUGAAAUAUUUUAAAUAUUCUUAACAAGAUGGGAAAUAUAUUUAAAAUCGUGCAAUAGUCAUCUUUAGAGGUUUCUCCAGGGCUUUAACAUAUGAUUCAAGAAAUAAAGCAAAGUUUAUUCAAAGCGAUAAUAAAACAAACAUUGUUGUGCAUGGAUCCUUUUAGUACUUGCUUUACAAGUCAGCUGCAAAACAUACACAAAUUAGUUCACCUCCAGAGCUCUGGAGAUAGCAGUGAAGAAAGAAACUAUUCCAAUAAUCAAAAAAUAAAACAAAUUGAUGAAUUAAGAGCACUUGCUAAUCUAACUAAGCAAGGAAUUCACGAUAAUUUUCAUCCUCAGAUGAUUAAUUCUAGUGAUAGAAGAUAAAUUAUUAAAACUAGAAUUUUUUUUUUGUUAUUUAAAAUAGAUCUCAGAACUUUUAUUGCAAUAUUAAAACUUUUAGUUCAGUUAAUAAACAUUUAUCUUUAUAAAAGAUUAACUAAUAUGAAUUAGCAACUUAAAAAUGUAGAUUACAUAUGAUUUAAUUUAACUGUAUACAAAUUUUACUUUUAUAUAGUAAGUUAAUUCUACUGAUUACUUUAAUGUACAGGAAUUCUUAAAGCUUGAGCAUUUUUUUUAUUGUAAUAACAGCAUUUAUAGUACUGUUGUCACUAUAGAUUUCUUAAAUUAAUCUUCUUCUGAUUAUAGUAAACCAUUGUAGUGCAGCAAAGAAAAUUCUGAGGCCAUUCACUUGUUAAUACUGCACUACUUUAAUUGCUCUGCAGAGACUACAAUUUAUAAUUUUAAUGAUUUUCAAGUUGAGAGGUUGGUGUAAGAAAACUGGACCUCUCUAACAUACCUAAUUAGUUCAAUUUUCAAGAAUGGAUUUAAAGAAGUCACUUGAGCAUUAGGUAUUUUACACAUUGACACAUUGUCAUAUUGAUAGUUGUUGAAAUAUUAGGUUUGUCAUGAAUCAAAUAACUGACAAUGAGUACACAGUUUUUUAUUACAUAACUUCUCCUUAAUCUUAAUAGUCAUUGUCUUUAUUUCAUAACUGACAGUAGUGUUAAAUGUGUUAAUGUGAAAAAAUUGCAAUCAAUUUUAUAAUUUUUACAUUAUAAUAUUUUACUUGUUUUAGACAAUAGUUUGAGUUCUGUGCAUUAAAUUAUUUCAUUAGAAAAAUUAUUUGAUUAAACUAUACUACUUACA